UGCUGACUGAUGCCAGCAAUUACAGAGACACCUUUUGCCUCUGGAAAAACACCAUUUUCUUUUGAAAGAACCGCCUGGACCAGACAAAAAUGCUCAUCGCUCAACUUUCCCCAUGUAGCCCCCAUCACGAUGUGGAAGUCUGACAGGGACAGGGAGCAAGGGUCGAGGAAACCCAAUUGGUUGUGACAUCCUUGGAGCAGUUAACAAAAGACAGACAGACACAAAUAAUUGACAGUUGACAAGUGUGUCUUUUGUCGAAAAUUGAGCGAGAUCGGCGUCUUGGACGUUUCGGGGUCUGCAUGAGGCCGCUUUCGAUAGCAUCAGCCCUUGAACAACAUGUAGUCUACAUAUUCUUAGAGAUCUUCAACACCACGCUUAGAUUACCCGAAGCAGCAUUUCGGAAACAAAGCGAUGGAAGAAAACCAGCCAGAAUGGGAUUGUUGCCAAGUUUGCCCAUUGCUACAAUCUCCAUUCCCCUGAUAUUUUUGUACUUCUGAUGUUGGGUGGCUGAACUAACAGUCGGAUCCGGCGGGAGAGGAUACUUCGGCUUGUGAUCCUACCAACAAGAUGAGGGGUAGCUCUCUACUCAAAGCGGUUCAGUUCCUAGACUACCUCAUGGCAAAUUUGGUUCUCAAUUGAUCGGCAUCGAAAUCUCAAGCUUGGAUUUGGCCGAGUUUUCCACUGAUGGGUAGGACUCGAAUCCUUUGCGGAUCGCUUUUUAGCGGGAGACGUAAUAUCAGAUCAGGGCAAAGCGGGUGUCGUGCAUGCAUGAGACGGACUAGACUGUCUAGAUUACCAUCAACCUCUGAGCUGUACGGACGGUGCAUGCGGUCACGUCGGAUAAAAUGGAGGAUACAGACAGAGAGAGGUCAAAGUCAAAACCAAAAGGUCCACCAUGAGUUGCUUGCAUCCAUCCUUGGGGGGCGUGUGUGCAUGGAGAGGAGAGGAGAGGAGGAAGCGCUUUGUGAGACGAGUUUUGGAGAAAUGAUUGACCAUCGUCGAGUCCAACAAGUCAGAGAGACAAAAGGGUUCGUGUACGACCUCAGAAGUUGGGGAUUCACUGACCCAAGGUAUGCAUCUCGGACAGGUCACAGGCCCGCCCUUUGCGUGCGGCUGCGUAACCCUACAGUACUGUACGGUACAGCAGAGUUUCCUCUCCAGUAAGACAAUGCGCAGGAAUUAUCAUAACUCAUAAAGCAUGCCACAAACUGACUCUUCAUAAUCCCCAAUCUUUGGUUGGGAACCCAAUCGGCUGGUAGGCGGCCAAUUUGCGUUGCAUUUCAGACCACCAAACACGUCGGGUGAGCUGCUACCGACCCGAUAUGAGAUGCCAUCAUGAGAAAAAUUGAAAGGACAUUCUCGUACAAUUGAGGCUAGGGUAAAAGUAUCAUGAUAUCAGUCCUUGAGGUGUUCUAACAUCAGAUGUUAGUUGGGUCAGCCACAGACGAUACAUGACGAAAGGAUACGGGUA
Fusarium odoratissimum NRRL 54006 is the source of this 1471-nucleotide messenger RNA. RefSeq lists its product as uncharacterized. Lineage: Eukaryota; Fungi; Ascomycota; Sordariomycetes; Hypocreales; Nectriaceae. The record is from RefSeq and is a predicted model, not a curated record. The transcript is spliced from 2 exons. The coding region runs from base 685 to 1164 and encodes 159 amino acids.